Messenger RNA from Pestalotiopsis fici W106-1, 1683 nucleotides. RefSeq lists its product as uncharacterized. Gene Ontology annotation, cellular component: nucleus. Gene Ontology annotation, biological process: DNA-templated DNA replication; regulation of DNA repair; DNA repair. Lineage: Eukaryota; Fungi; Ascomycota; Sordariomycetes; Amphisphaeriales; Sporocadaceae. The transcript has a single exon. The record is from RefSeq and is a predicted model, not a curated record. Gene Ontology annotation, molecular function: enzyme activator activity; DNA binding; single-stranded DNA helicase activity. Bases 1 to 1683 code for a protein of 560 amino acids.
AUGGUCGAGUGCCCGAUCUGCAGCAAACAGGUCCAAUCGGUGAAAAUCAACGAUCACAUCGACUCACAAUGUCAGGACUUCGUCAUUGAUCCUGCCGCUGCCGCGCCGGCCUUGUCGUCACCGGCCGGUCCGGCACCCUCCACCCAGAAUACCUUCUUCUCCUCCCAGAAACGACCAGCAUCAAGCUUCUUCCAGACCCCAGCCUCAAAGAAGCAGGCGACACCGGCAGCUCAUGGGAUAGCACCGAGAAUCCUCCUCCCAGUUGUGAAUGGCACCGAUGCAGCAAAACUCAAUGGAGGGCAAAAGCGCAGAUUUGAUGAGGGACCAGGGCAGGGCGAGGACUCACCAAUGCCCGAUAUCAAUGGGCAAUCGGACACAGUCGUCGCAGAAGAGUCGGGCAGGGUGAUCAAGAGGACGAAAACGAGCAAAGCAGCACCCUUGGCAGAGCGUAUGCGCCCACACAAUUUCAGCGAUGUUUUUGGACAGGAGCUGGUUGGGCCUCACGGUGUCUUGAGGUCCCUGAUUGAAACCGACCGAGUCCCUUCAAUGAUCCUCUGGGGUGGCAGCGGGACGGGCAAGACGACCAUUGCCAGGUGCAUAGCCCACAUGGUUGGAUCUAGGUUUAUCGAGCUGAAUGCAACAAGCUCCGGGGUCCAGGAGGUAAAAAAGAUCUUCACCGAGGCGGAGAAUGACUUGAAGCUUACGGGGCGAAAAACCAUCAUCUUUUGUGACGAGAUUCAUCGGUUCAACAAGGCCCAGCAAGACGUGUUUCUAAAGCCUGUGGAAGCGGGCACCAUCACUCUCAUAGGUGCCACGACGGAGAACCCAAGCUUCAAAGUUGUGAAUGCCCUGCUAUCUCGUUGUCGGACUUUUACUCUGCAGAAACUUACAACCGAAGAUGUUGGCAAUAUCCUUCAGCGAGCUCUACGUACGGAGCAGUCUAGCUCGUCCACCCCGCCUUCGCCUUUAUUAGACGAUGAGCUUCUCGCAUACCUUGCAAACUUUGCUGAUGGUGAUGCGCGGACUGCUCUCAACCUACUGGAGCUGGCCAUCUCCUUGUCAACACGAGAAAAUAUUACGAAAUCCGAUAUCAAGGCAUCCCUUACCAAAACGCUAGUGUACGACCGCGCAGGCGACCAACACUACGAUACAAUAUCUGCCUUUCACAAAUCUGUCCGUGGCUCAGAUGCCGAUGCAGCACUCUACUAUCUGGCCCGGAUGUUGCAAUCUGGAGAAGACCCCCUCUUCAUUGCCCGGCGUAUGGUGGUUAUUGCAUCAGAGGAUGUGGGACUCGCAGACAAUAGCCUCUUGACCCUGGCCACUUCCACCUAUACGGCGACCCAGCAGAUUGGCAUGCCUGAGGCCAGAAUUCCUCUUGCGCAUUGUGCUGUGGCUCUGUGUCUGGCGCCCAAGUCGACGCGCGCGUACAGAGGACUGAACAAUGCAUACGCGGCCUUGCGAGAACCAGGCGUGGCUGGUCUGCCAGUGCCGAUACAUUUGAGAAAUGCGCCUACGAGGUUGAUGAAGGACCUAGGGUAUGGGGCCGAAUACAAGUACAACCCCAAUUACAAAGACGGCAAAGUCAAGCAAGAGUACCUACCAAAUGAUCUGCUUGGCAGGAGGUUCCUGGAAGACAGGGACCUGGGGACGGUUGUGGAUCCGGACCUUGUAGAGGAAGGCUGA